This is a messenger RNA of Malurus melanocephalus (red-backed fairy wren), 2600 nucleotides long. It is a transcript of the gene NME5, whose product is annotated as NME/NM23 family member 5. The record is from RefSeq and is a predicted model, not a curated record. Lineage: Eukaryota; Metazoa; Chordata; Aves; Passeriformes; Maluridae. The transcript has 5 exons. The coding region runs from base 378 to 1019 and encodes 213 amino acids. Gene Ontology annotation, biological process: UTP biosynthetic process; GTP biosynthetic process; negative regulation of oxidative stress-induced intrinsic apoptotic signaling pathway. Gene Ontology annotation, molecular function: nucleoside diphosphate kinase activity.
CCACAAUCUUGAUAUGUGAGWAUACAGAUUUGGGAUUUGAAGGAACCCAUAGUUGGUGGAUGGAGGGUGUGGGAGUACAGGGAMCCCACAUCAAGUUGUGUGAUAAUGCCUCUCUUUCCUCAUACAUUGUCUAACUCAGUAAGUAACAUUAUAUUUUUGGCUUAUUUUCUACGCAAUGCCACUGCACUGAAAAUGGGAAUGUGAACUACAAGUUGCUAAUGAGUGCAGAGAAUAUCUCGUGUAGAUUUUGUGAGUGGGGUGACCCUCUGUUCCUGGAGUGGGUGYGAGUGUCACCCUAGGUAGACAAACUCCAAAUGUCAUGAACUGGUGUCAUUGCAGUACGAAAGGGACACCUGAAUUCUAACUYAAAAGUCAGGAUGGAGGCCAUAAUGCCUGAACCUCAGAUUUAUGUGGAAAGAACUCUGGCUAUCAUCAAACCAGAUGUCAUCGAUAAAGAAGAAGAAAUAGAGCAUGUCAUUCUCCGGUCAGGAUUCCACAUCAUUCAGAAACGGAAGCUCCAGUUAAGCCCAGAGCAAUGUAGCAACUUCUACGCAGAACAAUUUGGAAAAGUGUUUUUYCCCAAUUUAACAGCCUAUAUGAGUUCUGGCCCUAUAGUUGCUAUGGUUCUUGCUAGAAAUCAUGCAGUCUCAUACUGGAAGGAAUUGCUUGGACCAUCCAACAGCCUAAGAGCUAGGAUAACUCAUCCUCACAGCUUAAGAGCACUCUAUGGGACUGAUGAGCUGAGGAAUGGGCUUCACGGCAGUCUCAGCAUCUCCUCAGCAGAGAAAGAAAUUCGAUUCAUAUUCCCAGAAGCAAUCUUGGAACCUGUUCCCACUGGGCAAAGAGCUCGGGAUUACCUGAACCUGUACGUGAAACCCACGCUGCUGGCCGGGCUCACUGCCCUGUACAAAGAGAAGCCAGCAGACCCCAUGAUUUGGCUUGCUGACUGGCUGAUUGAACACAAUCCUAAUAAACCUAAACUACAAUAUCGUGUCUCUGAGGAAGGGCAUCAGCAGUGAGAGGCUUGGUGGACAUCAUCUCAAGCAUUCCAGUUUACAGAUGUGUAUUUCGUCUCUGGUGUAUCCUUUGACKGUAUAACCAAUACUGUGUGAAGUAAAUGCACUUGUCAUAACUAUUUGUGUCUUCAUGGGAUAAAUAACCUUACAUUUAACCAUGUUGUAGUGGUUCUAGUACCUUCUCUACUGACAAAGUGAAUGUAGAUUGACAUGGUAAGUUUAUGGCAUUGGGUGAUUAGAAAAAGGSAAUGUUCUCAGUGGGUGUGACUUACUGUUUUUUCCCCCAUUUUGCUUGGUUUGGCUGUGUGGGAGUGCAAAGUCACUUAGAGCAGUGUGGAUUCCCGAACAACAUCCACCUGGCCUGUGCUUUGUGRAGCCAAGAGUUGUGUUUCAGCUAUUUUUUAGCAGACAUAAAUUCAGUUAUGAAGGRAGKUAUGUGGAUAUAAUGUARAAAAUAAUURCUGGAGGCAUAUUAGCAACUUUGAAAUUUUAAUUGCUGAUUACGUCACCCAGGCAAGGUUGCUCUUGAAGAUGAUUCACUUGAGUCUGAUGUAUUUUGUCAGAAYGUAAUUUGAAGGACUUAUUUGAAGAUACAUUGAAUGCACCUCUCCCAUCUUGGUGGCAAAAAGCUCAGUGAAUAUAAAUCACAAGAAGAUGGAUUUUAGUCAAGGGCCAAGGUUGUCUUGUAGCAUUUUUUUGCAAGAAUGGUGCUUAAUUGGAACAGCUGACCUUACGAGUGUUUCCUGUGUUAUCCUGCUACUAAAGGAAUGCAGAUUUCUGUUGUUUUCCUCAAACUUUCAAGGGUUCUGGUGAAGAAUUUCAAGAGAGUGCUCUUCCACUGACAACAGGUUAAUCCCAUGCUACUGCCUUUUAUGACGUAACUAAUUUUUUUGGGGGGGAUGUGGGGCUUUUUAAAUUUCUUCAAAGAGCUGUACUUAUGCUGUUAACUUCAAGUUUUGUAUCUUAUGGUUUGACUGGCUAGAAUGAAGAAAACUGUAAUUUUCAUAACUCUGAAAUAUGAGUAUGCUUGACUAAUKCUAAACAAACAAGCAAUUUCAUAAUUUGUUUCAUGAAAAAACUUGCUUCCCCAAUUUGAGUAAUUAUGAGAAACAUAAGUCAUUUGUCUGUAACAUCAAACCUUGUUUAAGUGAAUUGUUUAUCCUCUCAGUGGAACAAACCACUAUUGCCAGCCCAAAUAAUAAACAUUUAGAAACUGGUCCCUACAGUAUCAAGACCUAAAAUCUUGGGACUUCUAAGAUAAGGAAAAAAAAAGAAAGCCUAAACACUCAAAUAAUAAAGAAUAAAAAUAUGAGGUGGUUAGAAAUACAGUAAACAGAUCUGUUUACAACCAGUUUAUUUUGCCUAUAAUUAUUGUCCCCAUAUGUGUCUGAUUGCUCCCAGUACAGGAUGGUUGUGCUUUGUGGUUUCCUGUCAGCCAAAUAAAAAAAUCCAUUUUCUGAAGAUGCCAGAAAUUCAAAUUCUGUGAAUUCACAACACAUUUCCCUAUAUUUUGUUAGUUACUAUGACAGUUGCUUGCUUAUUUUGAUGUGAUACUGCUGGACAAUAAAUACAUCCUUUAUGUUA